Styela clava is the source of this 2014-nucleotide messenger RNA. The record is from RefSeq and is a predicted model, not a curated record. NCBI's taxonomy places the organism in Eukaryota, Metazoa, Chordata, Ascidiacea, Stolidobranchia, Styelidae.
UGCGUGAAAUAUCACUCACGUAAAUACGAAAAUUACCAUAGUAACACCGAGAGAAAAUUUGAUUUCCGUGCUUGUUCGCCUUGCUUUACUUUUUUGGUGCUGCCUUCCAAGUUUUCCCGUCUGGUUGCAUUUCGAAAGGCAAAUCUUCAUAAUGCCUCCCAAAAAAGGGAAGAAGGGAAAAAAGGGCAAAAAAUCUGCAAAGAAGCCCAAAACCCCAACCGUCGUAGAUGGAAUGUCAACUGAAGAAAUGUCAAAGGAGCAGUUGGAGGAGCAUAUUGGUCGACUUCGUGAAGAAUUGGAAAGAGAGAGGGAAGAGAGAAAUUAUUUUCAACUUGAGAGAGACAAGGUCAACACAUUUUGGGAAAUCACGAAGCGGCAAUUGGAAGAGAAGAAAGCUGAAUUGAGAAAUAAAGAUCGAGAAAUGGAAGAUUCAGAAGAAAGACAUCAGAUUGAAAUCAAGGUAUACAAGCAAAAAGUCAAACAUCUUCUGUACGAGCAUCAGAACAACAUUUCAGAAUUGAAAGCAGAGAGUUCGGUGGCUUUGAAGUUAUCGCAGGAAGAUCACAGGUUACAGGAGACAGACCUCAGAAAAGAUAAAAGGUCAUUGAAGGUCAAUUUGAAAGAACAGGAAUUAUCUCAUGAGGAAUCUGUGAAGAAUCUUGUGAAGAAACAAGACGAACACAUCACUCAGUUGAGAGAAGAUUUCGAAAGACAAGCAAGAGAAAUUGAAUCGAAAUAUGAGCGCAAGAUGCGUGUACUUCGGGACGAACUUGAACUUCGACGAAAGACAGAAAUUCAUGAAAUUGAAGAACGAAAGAACGGCCAGAUAAAUGCACUCAUGCGAAACCACGAGAAAGCAUUCUCCGAUAUCAAAAAUUAUUACAACGACAUCACACUCAACAAUCUGGCUCUCAUCAAUUCAUUAAAGGAGCAAAUUGAAGAAAUGAAAAAAAAAGAGGAAAGACUGGAGAAAGAAAUGGCAGAAAUACAACUCCAGAACAAACGUUUGACUGAGCCUUUACAAAAAGCUCGUGAAGAAGUCGAUGAUCUGAGAAAACAACUUGCUAAUUAUAAGAAGGAUAAAGCAUCAUUGGCAAGUGCUAAAGCCAGACUCCGUUUGAUGGAGAAAGAAAUGAAAUCUCUACAAUGGGAACAUGAAGUUCUGGAGCAAAGAUUUGAGAAGACUCAAGCAGAGAGAGAUGAAUUAUACAACAAGUUUGUAAAAGCAAUUCAUGAAGUUCAGCAGAAGAGUGGUUUCAAGAAUUUACUUCUAGAAAAGAAGUUAUCAGCACUCGCUGACACUUUGGAAAAGAAGGAAGCUCAAUUGAACGAAGUAUUGUCGGCUUCCAAUCUCGAUCCCACUGCUCUUACUGUGGUUACAAGAAAGUUAGAGGACGUGUUGGAUUCGAAGAACAGCGCUAUCAAGGAUCUUCAAUACGAAUUGGCAAGAGUAUGCAAGGCUCACAACGACCUUCUUCGUACCUACGAAUCGAAACUCAUCUCAUUCGGUGUUCCCAUUGACGAACUUGGCUUCAAACCACUAGAGAGCACUAUCGGGGGCCAAGAACUUGGCAAAGGACCUGCUGGACUUGUCGCUGCCCCAACGUAACACACUUAUAAAAUAUCUCAGUCAAUUUUUUUUAAAAACUCCACGUUUUUACGUCACUGACACUUUUUAUUUGAAUUUUGUAACAUUGUUUACAUGUAAGCAUAUAGAUAAGGAAUUUUUGCAAAACUAAUAUAUUUUUAUUGUGCUUUAUAAAGUUUUGUAAUAUAUGUGAUAAAAUACACUGUUUUUAUGAUAUUAUAUGAGAUGUAAGCCAAAUUUUAGGGCAAAUUUAUGAAUCAGUAAAUUUGCAUUUUACAUGUAAUCGUUCCAGGAAUUUCGUUGAAUAUGUGGCAUUUUCAUCCCAGCAUAUCACUGUAUUUAUAAUUCAAUAGCCUAUUUCAUCUAGUAUUUUUAGCGAUAUUGUCGAGAAAAUUGUACUGAAAUAAAAGGAUUUUAUAACUAUGA